AUAUAUAAAUACUUCAAUCCAAUGACUCAAACCCCCCUCUCCUUCCAUUGUUCAUCUUCUCUAGAGAGAGCAAAACAUAUAUAGCUCUCAAAAAUCUCUAUGGCUAUUAGCCAAACCAUGUCAAACCCUAGUGAUUGGCUAUUCCAACCCUACCAAAAUGAUUUCUCUCAAAACAUCAAUACUUCUCCCACUGCUGCCCUAGCCAACGGCUCGAGCAGCAGCAGCAGUAAUAACAACAACAACAACAAUAACCACUUAAGCCCUGAGGAAGGCCGCGUGGCCAAGCCAGCGCGAAGGCGGUCUAGGGCCUCAAGGAGGACCCCCACCACCCUACUCAACGCCGACGCGGCCAACUUCAGGGCCAUGGUGCAGCACUUCACCGGGGGCCCCGCCGCCGCCUCAUUGGCAGCCGGGCAGCACCCGAUCCCCAACCGCGUUGCGAGCUACGUGAACCACGUGGCUGUUGCGGCGGCAGCGGGUGGUUUCCACGUGCAAUAUCCACAGCAGCAGCCGCAGAGUAUGUUUGUGAUGGACAACGGCGGCGGUGGUGGUGUGCCGCCGCAGACGGCGGCGGGGAAUGGGAUCAAUUAUGGCAACUUUAUGGUUUGAUUUGUUGGGGGAAAUUAGUUGGUGAUGACUUUUCUUUGUAAAUUCUUUCUUCUUUUCACACUUGACUUUGUUUCUUUUAUCUUUUGAUUUAUUUUGGUGUUUUUUGGAUCCUUUUGUAAUGAAAAGAAUCUUGUAUGUUGUGUUAUGUUUUUUUUAUUUGGAUUGCUUUUGCUAAA
Molecule: messenger RNA, 785 nt
Organism: Salvia splendens (bonfire salvia)
Lineage: Eukaryota; Viridiplantae; Streptophyta; Magnoliopsida; Lamiales; Lamiaceae
Product: VQ motif-containing protein 22-like
Exons: 1
Coding region: 100-609 (169 amino acids)
Source: RefSeq, a predicted model, not a curated record